Messenger RNA from Pedinophyceae sp. YPF-701, 1722 nucleotides. NCBI's taxonomy places the organism in Eukaryota, Viridiplantae, Chlorophyta, Pedinophyceae. The record is from the annotation of a GenBank genome assembly.
AUGCAGCUACAUCUCCGGGUUCCCUCGUCCAUCUCCGUGCUUGCCCUCGCCUCCGCGUACCUCGGCUGCGGCGGCAGCGCUCGCGCGGCGGCUCAGGACCCACGCGAGCCCUUCACCCGUUUUCCCGCGCUCGGCCAGGAGGAGGAGGCACGGCAACUGGAGGAGGCCCGGCGACCGCCCAAGGCGAAGGAGCCGAAGAAGACGGACGUCGGCAUCUCGCCCGAGGUGCUCCAGAAGCUCGCGGAGGCCGAGGCUGAGCGGGAGGGUCUCAAGGGCGAGGACAAGGAGAAGGCGUCGACUGUGCUCCAGGAGCAGCUCGAGAAGAUCCUCGCGCAGGCGCGGGCGGUCGCGGACGAGGACGUGCGCUCGCCCGACUCGGAGCGCCGGAUGCGGUCGGAAUUCGAGGGCCUGAUCGGCAUGCUGCAGCCCGGCGCCGGCGUCACGCGCGAGGACGUCAAGGAGUUCAAGGAGAAGGUGUUCGGCCCGCAGUCCUUCUGGGUCACGGAGAUGCGGCCCUCCGAGGACGUCGUCGGCGGCUGGCUCGUGCGCGGCAACCUGCGCGCGCCGCGCGAGGACGUGUUCGAUGCUGCACGCGCUGGCGCUGAGAAGCUGUUUGGCGACCGGUACGAGGUGCUCAUGGUGGCCGACCCCGACGCCGCGGCGGACGACCCGGACCCGCGGGGCGGCCCGCGGCCGGCGUUCAUCCUCGUGCCGUCUGCGGCGGUGCGCCCGGAGUCGUCUACUGGCUGGCAGGUGCUGGCCGCAGCCGUGCUGCUCUUCCUCACCGUCGGGUCCUGCUUCCAGCUAGGCGUGGUGGCGAACGUGACGCGCCUGCCCCCGGAGGCGCUCGCUGCGCUGUCAACUGCCGCGGACCUGGACCCGAACGCGCCGCUGCCGGGCCUGGACGACCCCGAGGUGCUCGCGGACUACAUCGCGUCGUCGCUGCCGAUCAUGUUCGGCGCCGUCGGCGUCAACGCGACGCACGAGCUCGGCCACCGCAUCGCAGCUGCGCUGCGUCAGAUCAAGUUGGGGCCGUCCUUCUUCCUCCCGAACUCCCAGCUGGGCUCCUUCGGCGCAGUUACGCAGCUCAAGUCCCUCGCGAACAACUACUCCGACCUCUGGGACGUGGCCGCCGCGGGGCCGCUCGCCGGCGCGCUGGUGUCGCUCUCGCUCUUCGGCAUGGGCCUCGCGAUGACCGCGGACCCCUCCCAGGCCCAGGCGGACCUCGUCCCCGUCCCCACCGCGCUCUUCCAGGGCUCGCUGCUCCUCGGCGGCGUCGCGCGGGCCGUCCUGGGCGAGACCGCGAUGGCGGCCCGCUCCAUUGGCGUGCACCCCUUCAUGAUCGCGGGCUGGUGCGGCAUGGUCACGACGGCCUUCAACGUGCUGCCCGUGGGCAACCUCGACGGCGGCAGGAUGGCGCUUUCGUCGCUGGGCCGGCCAGGCCUCAACCUGACGUCCUUUGCUACCUACGUCGGGCUGGCUCUCGGCAUUCUGGGCUCCUCGCUCGCGCUCCCGUUCGGGCUGUACGUCAUCUUCCUGCAGCGGGAGCCGGAGCGGAACGUGCGGGACCAGGUCUCGCCGGCUGCGGGGUACCGCGGCUGGGCCACUGCGCUGGCGAUCGCGCUGGCGGUGCUGGUGCUGGUGCCCAUCGCGCCGGAGAUCGGACAGGAGAUCGGGAUCGGGUCCUCGAGUUACACGAACAGCGGAGGGCCGUACAUCUGA